This is a messenger RNA of Achroia grisella, 936 nucleotides long. RefSeq lists its product as uncharacterized. Lineage: Eukaryota; Metazoa; Arthropoda; Insecta; Lepidoptera; Pyralidae. Bases 1 to 936 code for a protein of 311 amino acids. The transcript is spliced from 2 exons. The record is from RefSeq and is a predicted model, not a curated record.
AUGGGUGAAACGGUAAGACCCGUUUCACCCGACGACGACUCCAGGCACUCAAAUACAUACAGCUCAUUGCAAUCCUCGGUUCAGUACGACUCGGACUUAUCUCCCAUAGUAAGUCCAUGUUGUAUUGAUAUAAUAUGGACUUACUUACUUGGGAGAAAAAGUUCCGGGGAUACUAGCAGCGAGGUCUCUGAAAUUGACAACAACAUCGAUCAAGGGCCUCAAACCAUGCCUAUGACAAACUCAACGGUAACAUCUGACGAUAUCAGACCAUCGGAUACUACCCAAACACCUACGGUAGAGAAUCGCAGACAUUACGAAAACAUCGACUUCGACAAAAUAAGUCUUGCACCUAUACAAACGCCGCCCAUACCAUCAACAUCUAGGAGGCGGGGCUUACUGAGCAGCUUAUGUUGCUUCUCUUCGUCAACUCAAUCAAAUGAGAGCGCAAUUGAAAUGACGAGCAGACGGGGAAGUCGGUCACAUGUCUGUCCUUGCAAAUGUAAAUGCAAGUGUAAUGCAUCAUCUCUCGAUAAUUGCUUAGAGAGUAAAUUUGCUGAUUCAGUAAAACAACUAAGUCAAAGACACUGGUGUAAAUUAACUGACCUUAAGAUACCAUUCCCCGUCAUCUAUUCGAUUUCAAAAAAUUUACUAGCUCCAUUAUCUUCUGCAAAAAUUUGUGUGAGACUAUCCGACUUUCCUGUUUUUAGACAGCCUUAUGUAACUCAAGCUUUUCUCCUGCAAUACGUCACCAGGUUCCCUGGAUUUCUCAGCCUACAUCCAAGUGUCGACAUUGGCAACGUGGUUUACGUUGAAUACCGCAGCGACGAGCAGGUCAGGAACGCUGUUUUCGGCCUGAACGAUUUGCCCGUUACCGAUGACCAUGUAUUUAAAGCUUCCUAUAUUUCCAUAGACCGCACUGUUGAAGCACUAAUAUAA